Messenger RNA from Mustela erminea (ermine), 3179 nucleotides. RefSeq names its product dynein axonemal assembly factor 2 (gene DNAAF2). Gene Ontology annotation, cellular component: cytoplasm. Gene Ontology annotation, biological process: axonemal dynein complex assembly. The record is from RefSeq and is a predicted model, not a curated record. The transcript has 3 exons. NCBI's taxonomy places the organism in Eukaryota, Metazoa, Chordata, Mammalia, Carnivora, Mustelidae. Bases 215 to 2848 code for a protein of 877 amino acids.
AAUUGAAUUACAGCUCGUGAAUAAGAUAAUGUACAUAAAUGCUGGAAAUUACAUUAGGAUAGUUAUUCUGCAGACGUAAUUGCACCACGGCACAGGAAUCUAAAAAGGUAGUAUGUGGUGUAAUUGGUUGAUUUGAAAUAAGAAAGUUAUUUGUGGCAUUUCCACCAGCCCACUCCAAUUCCAGCCACUCCUCCUGGCUGGCGGCUGUGUCACUAUGGCAACGACCACGCGCUGCUCCAGGCUCAGUUCUCCGGCGGUUACCGAACUGGGCCGCCCCACUCUGGGCAGACCGGCGACUCUACGCGCGUCCCACCCACCUUGUCUCGGGUCGCUCUCCUCCGGCCGGAGGGCUAGGAGCUCCGGCGGCAGCAUGGCCAAGGCGACAGCCUCUUCGCCGCUGGAGGACUUGGACCUGAGCGGAGAGGAGGUCCAGCGGCUCACCUCAGCCUUUCAGGACCCGGAGUUCCGGCGAAUGUUCACCCAGUACGCCGAGGAGCUCACGGACCCGGAGAACCGACGGCGCUACGAAGAGGAGAUCACCGCGCUGGAGCGUGAGCGCGGAGUGGACGUGCGGUUCGUGCACCCGCAGCCGGGUCACGUACUGCGCACCAGCCUCGACGGGGCGCGUCGCUGCUUCGUGAACGUGUGCAGCAACGCGCUGGUGGGCGCGCCCAGCAGCCAACCCGGCCCCAGGGGCGCGGCGGCCGGCAGCCAGUGGUCCCUGCCCUACAGCCUGGCUCCCGGCCGCGAGUACGCGGGGGGCCGAGGCACCCGCUACACGGUCUACGACGUGGUCUUCCACCCAGAAGCGCUCGCGCUGGCCAGGCGCCACGAGCGCUUCCGCCAGAUGCUGGACGCCACGGCACUGGAGGCCAUCGAGAAGCAGUUCGGCGUGAAGCUGGACCACAGGAAUGCCAAGACCCUGAAGAUCAAGUACAAGGGGACCCCGGAGGCCGCCGUGCUGCGCACACCCCUCCCCGGGGGCGUACCGGCCCGGCCUGAGGGGGAGCCGGAGAGCCCUCUCCCUGAUUUCCCCUACCCCUACCGGUGCCCGGCGGUGGCCGGGAACUCAGUGGUCCCGCGACCCCUGGCGCCCUCCCCUCCGGAGGCGGUCCUUGAGCCCGCCCCCACCGAGCCUCGUUACAGCGUGGUGCAGCGCCACCACGUGGACCUCCAGGAUUACCGCUGCUCCCGGGACUCGGCCCCCAGCCCGGUGCCCCGGGAGCUUGUGGUCACCAUCGAGCUGCCGCUGUUGCGCUCGGCUGAGCAGGCGGCGCUGGAGGUGACGGGAAAGCGGCUGUGCCUCGACUCAAGGAAACCCGACUACCGGCUGCGGCUCUCGCUCCCGUACCCGGUGGACGACAGCCGCGGCAAGGCGCAGUUCAACAAGGCCCGGCGACAGCUGGUGGUCACGCUGCCCGUGGCGCUGCCCCCUGCGCGCCAGGAACCUGCCGUGGCGCCGGAAGAGUCCGUCUACACGUCCGGAACUGACGGCGCGGCCUGCGCUUCCGCUCGCGAGGGGGAGGUGGGCCCGGCAGGGGGUUGUGCCGGGAACGGUGGGCCGGAUCUCGGGGCUGCGGACGCCUUGAUCACCACGCCCGCCGCCGCUGCGGAGCAGCUCGUCUUCGAGCCCGACGAGCGGGACUUGGACGAGCAAGCGGUGUGCACAACGGGCAUCGAAGAGGAGCCGCCCUCGGUAGCGGAGAACUCACCUGAGGACAGUGGAGGAGUCUCCCCUGGUACUUCAUCUGGGGGUCUUGACAGAGAGUCUGCUGCAGGAAGAGGGAGUGCGCGUGGAGAUCUCGGAGCUGAGACUCGAGUGCUCGGGGAAGGCGCGGGCCGGGAGCCCUCCGAUCGAGCCAUGGGUGGUCCCGGGACCGGCGGCAAGGAACCGUUGUGUCCUCCUUUGCAGUGUAAUCAGGAUGAAGAAUCCCUGACUCUGUUGAUUCAAGUGCCUCAGAUCCAACCGCAAAGUCUUCAAGGGGAUGUGAGUCCCUUCGGGUACAAACUGGGCUUCUCCACCCAAGGCUUAGUUUACUAUUCCUUCUUUUUGCAAUUUGCUCCGGAGAAUAAACUGAGCACCAAAGAACCAGUGGCUAGUAUUUCUUCGAACAAUGCAGUGAUAGAACUGGCCAAAUCUCCAGAAUGCCAUGGACAUUGGAGAGAAUGGUAUUAUGGUUUAAACAAGGAUUCUUUGCAGGAAAGGCUGUUUGUCAAUGAAGAAAAUGUUGAUGAGGUUCUUGAAGAAGUCCUGAGUCCUCCACUUAAUCAGACAAUGUCCUUAACCCCACCAUUAAUUGAAGUUCUUCAGGUUACUGAUAGUAAGGUUCAAAUUCAUGCAAAGUUGCAAGAAUGUAGUAACUCUGAAAAGCUUCAUGAAAAGGAAGAAAAAGGCAAUGAAGGAAGUCAUCUAACUGAAAAAGAAAAUAUAGAAUAUCCUACUACCUCAACAACUGAUUCUGAUUCAUCUCUAGAAGUUAAAGUACUAGAGACAGACAGUUGUGGUUCAGUUGCGUGCCUACGAGGGGCUCCUGAUGUUUCACACUUGCUAUUUGAAAAGUCUCAGCAACCUGAGUCAAAAAUGGAACCUGAAUUUAUAAAAGAAAAAAGUCCUGCUUACUCAAAUGAGGAAAAAGAGGACUUAGAAGAGCCAGUGAUAACAGAAGAGAAAGAAUCGGAUGGAGAUGACCUAUCUUCAUUACUAAACAGAGCUUCAGUUCACAAUUUAUCUGGUCUUAACAACGUAAAAGAAACCAAUAUGCAGGACGGUAGUGUGCAGUUUAUUAAAGAUCAUGUGACUCAAUGCGCAUUCAGUUUUCAUAAUUCUCUGCUAUAUGACUUGGACUGAUUCUGUAUAAUUUUAGAGUUUAUAAGAGUAAAAAGUGUUUGGUUUUAAAACAUUAUCUUUCUGUUAACUACUAUCUUAAAGUACUCAAGAAAGUAUAAAAUUAAAAUUUGCAGUUUUGAGUCUCAUGGGGAAACUGGAGAUUGUUUUUUUGUAUGUAGAGUUUAUACAGUUUCCUUAAUUAUGGAGACUUUUGUGAUUGCUCUGAUAGAUAUAUUUUUUUCUAAUGGCGAGUUAAUCAUUUAGUUUUAAAACAACCUGUAUAUAUUUGCUUGUUUUUGGCUUCUUUUGUUUACCAUUACUUUAAUAAAGUUUCAAAGUAAAUAUUCACUAA